This is a messenger RNA of Capronia epimyces CBS 606.96, 861 nucleotides long. RefSeq lists its product as uncharacterized. Gene Ontology annotation, biological process: fatty acid beta-oxidation. The coding region runs from base 1 to 861 and encodes 286 amino acids. The record is from RefSeq and is a predicted model, not a curated record. The transcript is spliced from 2 exons. Gene Ontology annotation, cellular component: mitochondrion. Gene Ontology annotation, molecular function: enoyl-CoA hydratase activity. NCBI's taxonomy places the organism in Eukaryota, Fungi, Ascomycota, Eurotiomycetes, Chaetothyriales, Herpotrichiellaceae.
AUGUCGUCGUCGUCCUACAAACCCGAAAUCCCCCCACCGCCAUCCGACCCGGCCGUUCUGCUCUCGUACCCGGCGCCGUUCGUUCUGCUCGUGACCAUCAACCGGCCGCGGCAGAUGAACAGCAUCCCGUUCGCGGUGCAUUGGCACCUGCACCGCGUGUUCGAGUGGUUCGACCAGGAACCCACGCUGCGUGUGGCGGUGCUCACGGGUGCCGGGCCCAAAGCCUUCUGCGCCGGCCAGGACCUGAUCGAGCUGGGGAAACGCGACGUCAAGGCUCUGGAAGAGAAGCCGUAUCUGGGCCAUCACCCGCCCUCGGGCUUUGGCGGCAUCAGUCGCCGCGUGGGCAAGAAGCCCGUCAUUGCCGCGGUGAAUGGAUUCGCUUUGGGCGGUGGGUUUGAGAUUGUUUUGAAUUGUGACAUGGUCGUCGCCUCUCCCACCGCGACAUUCGGGCUCCCCGAAACACUACGCGGCAUCUACGCCGGCGCGGGUGGGCUGCCGCGGCUGGUGCGCAACGUCGGGCUCCCGCUCGCGUCGGAAAUCAGCAUGUCCGGCCGCACGCUCUCGGCCGCCGAGGCGCUGCAGUUCCACCUGAUCAACCGGGUGUCGAGCUCGAGCGCGCCCGACGCCUGUGUCGUCGACGCCGUCAACCUGGCCCGCAAGGUCGCCGACAUCAGUCCCGACGCCAUCAUCGUCACCCGCGCCGCCCUCCGCGAGACCUGGGAGACCGCCAGUGUCGAGCGCGCCUAUCAGUUGGUCGAAGACCGGUAUAAGAAGCCGUUGAUGGAUGGCGAGAAUUCCAGAGAGGGCCUGGCUGCUUUUGCGGAGAAGAGGAAACCCGUGUGGAAGCCUAGUAAAUUGUAG